Messenger RNA from Cyclospora cayetanensis, 1569 nucleotides. RefSeq lists its product as uncharacterized. The transcript has 5 exons. Lineage: Eukaryota; Apicomplexa; Conoidasida; Eucoccidiorida; Eimeriidae. The record is from RefSeq and is a predicted model, not a curated record. Gene Ontology annotation, molecular function: carbohydrate binding; protein tyrosine phosphatase activity; protein tyrosine/serine/threonine phosphatase activity. Gene Ontology annotation, biological process: protein dephosphorylation. The coding region runs from base 1 to 1569 and encodes 522 amino acids. Gene Ontology annotation, cellular component: nucleus; cytoplasm.
AUGCGGAUACGAUUCAGCUGCGUGGCAUUCGUACCUCCUGAUGCACAGCUGGGAGUAGUGGGGUCCCCUAACUUUCUGGGGAGGUGGGACCCUUGCCGCUGCCUUCCCUUGUUGCCAUACAGCUCUGUUCCCGAGAGUGGCACGGAACCAAGCCUCUGGUUUGCAGAUGUAGAGGUGAGUGAUGAGGCUGUGCAACGCUGCGGCGGGCCUUCAGGCGGACCAUCAGAUGCCUGCAACGACAGCCAACCACACAAAGCCUCUUCCGAGACUCGUGACCAAUUUUCAGAUCGGCUAAUUGCAGCAGUGACCCGAACAAACGGCCACCCAGCUCGGAAUAAAGGCUCUGGAAGCAGAGGAGCUUCGUCUUACGUUGCAGGCGAUGAAGCCUCAAGCCUGGCAGCGGCUGCUGCGUAUCGCGUCAACCUGAGCGCCCCAGAGAUUGCUGCAGUUAUGGACCAACACCCCUUCAAGCAGUUGAAUUUCGAAUACAAGUUCAUAGUAUGGAAUCUCAACAAGCGGGUGACUCCGUAUGUACCUGACACGCCGGGAGAGGCCUUUCAGUGGUGUGCCUACGGCAGCCCUUCUUGCACCUGGAGCACCUGGCUGUUUCCUCCACCCCCAGCUAACUGCACCGAACCCCCCAGGCAAGGCUUGAGUGUUGUUUGGGAGGGGUACGGGUCGAGCAGCAACAGAAAGUUCGUGUUUGACCCAAUGGACGUCGUCUUGGACAAGUGUGAAACUGGAAAAUUGGUAUCCUUAUACCUCUGCAAAAUUGCAAGGUUUGAGGACCCAAGAGUGAGAGGCUCAAGCGAGUACGACCACACCACGCGGUUUUAUAAUACAAUCAAGGCGGAGGCGCGCAUGCAUUAUUCUAAUAUUCUGCCAAACCUCUAUGUUGGCUCAUGCCCCCGGCAGCUCCAACAUAUCCGCCACCUUAAAGAAGACCUGAAGAUCACGGCCAUCUUCAACCUGCAAACCGCGAAUGACAUCAGAGAGAACUUUCCAGACCCGACUGCCAGCACUCGCACACUAGAAGCUGUGGGCCAUCUAUACGAAUCCGCUGGCUUGCGUUAUGUUUGGAUGCCUACCGAGGACAUGAGCGACACCUGCCGCAAACUGGUGGUGGCCCAAUGCGCCUUAGUCCUUGAAGCCUUGCUAAAGAAUGGGCACACUGUUUACGUACACUGCAAUGCGGGAGUGGGGAGGAGCGUUGCCGCCGUCAGCGCAUACCUCUGUUUUUCUGUAGGCCUAGACGUCCGGAAGGUCAACUUUCUGGUUAAUGCCAAACGGCCAGUGGCCUAUUGGGACGAGGAGGCGAUAAAGUGUGGCGAAACGGACUUUCAGGUCAAAUUCGCAUCCUCAUUGUUCAAUGCCGCGCAUAGCCAAGCGAGCGACGUGGGCGCCAUAGACUAUCGGCGGCCCUUUGCACUGACUGUCUCUUGUGAAGAAUCGCGCCCUUUCCGAGAGUCCGCGUGCCUGGGCGGUGCUUCAAGCGUGAACCCGUGCCAGGCGGAGAGAGCGGCACCCGUGAUGAAUAUUCAAUCGCUCAGGCUCUGGAUCGCUGUGUAG